GGGUGCUCUGGCGGUGUCUUCCAACAUGGCGAGGAUGCAGAGGAAAGAGUUCGUAAGCCCUCCAUGCGGCAGGAGCAUCUACAGGCUGCUUUCUCUCCUAUUCACCCUUGUGACCUCAGUGAACUCCUUAAGCCUCCCUCAGUCAGCGAAUCCUGCCUUCCCAGGCACACUCAUUUGUGAUAAAGACGGAGUGAGAGUUGAAUUUUCAAGCAGAUUAGACAUGGAAAAAUGGAAUCCUUCUGUGGUGGAUGCCAUUGGUAAUGAAAUUUUGAACUGCACUUAUGCUCUGGACUUGGAAAAGUUCAUCCUCAAGUUUCCCUACAAGACCUGUACUAUAAAAGUGAUUGGUGGAUACCAGAUGAACAUCAGAGUGGGGGACACCAGCGCUGAUGUAAGAUAUAAAGACGACAUGCAUCAUUUCCUCUGUCCAGCUAUUCAAGCAGAGAACCAUGAGAUAACAGAAAUUGUCUGCAUGGAGGAUCUCGUAUCUUUUUCUUUCCCACAACUUUUCUCUAGGCUUGCUGAUGAAAAUCAGAAUGUGUCUGAGAUGGGAUGGAUUAUUAAGAUUGGCAAUGGUACAAGAACCCACACUCUGCCCCUGAAGGAUGCCAUAGUACAAGGAUUUAAUCUUCUGAUUGACAGCCAGAAAAUAACCCUCCAUGUGCCAGCCAAUGCUACUGGAAUAGCUCACUAUGUGCAAGAGAGCAGCUAUCUCUAUACUGUGCAGCUGGAGCUCUUGUUCUCAACUUUUGGGCAGAAGAUCACCUUCUCUUCACGAGCUAUCUGUGCACCAGAUCUUUCUGUGGCUUGUAAUGCUACACACAUGACUCUCGCUAUACCAGAAUUUCCUGGGAAGCUAAAGUCUGUGGACUUUGAACAAAGGAGCAUCCCUGAGGACCAAUGGCAUGCCAAUGGAAUUGACAAAGAAGCAACAAAUGGCUUGAGACUGCAUUUCAGAAAAUCUCUCUUGAAGACAAAACCCUCUGAAAAAUGUCCAUUCUACCAGUUCUACUUCGAUUCACUCAAGUUGACCUUUUACUUCCAAGGGAGCAUGAUAUCCACAGUGAUUGAUCCCGAGUGCCACUGUGAGUCACCAGUCUCUAUAGAUGAACUGUGUACACAGGAUGGGUUUAUGGACUUUGAGGUCUACAGCCACCAAACAAAACCUGCACUGAACCUGGAGACCCUCCUGGUGGGAAACUCCUCCUGCCAGCCUAUUUUCAAGGUUCCGUCUCUGGGGCUUGCAAGGUUUCGCAUACCUCUGAAUGGAUGUGGAACACAACAGAAAUUUGAAGGUGAUAAAGUCAUCUAUGAGAAUGAAAUACAUGCUCUCUGGGAAAGCCCACCAUCCAACAUUGUAUUCAGAAACAGUGAAUUCAGGAUGACAGUGAGAUGCCAUUAUAUCAGAGACAGUAUGCUACUAAAUGCCCAUAUCAAAAGCCAUUCUUCUCCAGUGGCCUCAGUAAAACCAGGUCCACUGCUGUUGGUCCUACAAACCUACCCAGACAAAUCCUACCAACAACCUUAUAGGAAGGAUGAGUACCCUCUAGUGAGGUACCUCCGCCAGCCAAUCUACAUGGAAGUGAUUGUCUUGAACAGGAACGAUCCCAACAUCAAGCUGGUCUUAGAUGACUGCUGGGCAACCUCUUCUAAGGACCCGACCUCUGUCCCCCAGUGGCAGAUUGUCACGGAUGGCUGUGAAUAUGAACUGGACAACUACCGCACUACUUUCCAUCCAGCUGGCUCCUCCACGGCCCAUUCUGGUCACUACCAGAGAUUUGAUGUGAAGACUUUUGCCUUUGUGUCAGAGGCACAUGGGCUCUCCAGCCUGAUCUACUUCCACUGCAGUGCCUUGAUCUGUAACCAAGCCUCUCUAGACUCCCCUCUGUGCUCUGUGACUUGCCCUGCACCACUGAGAAGCAAACGAGAGGCCAGCAAAGAAGACACAGUGACUGUUAGCCUUCCAGGACCUAUUCUCUUAUUGUCAGAUGACUCUUCAUCCAAAGGUGUUAUGGACCCCAACAGCUAUGAGAUUACCAAGAAUAUUUCUUCUAAAACAUUGGGUGUUGUGGCUGCGCUAGUGGGCUCAGCGGUCGUUAUAGGGUUCAUCUGUUACCUGUAUAAGAAAAGAACUAUAAGGUUCAAUUACUGAUUGGACUUGCAAAUAAAGAGGCUGCAGU
This is a messenger RNA of Grammomys surdaster, 2180 nucleotides long. It is a transcript of the gene Zp2, whose product is annotated as zona pellucida glycoprotein 2. Gene Ontology annotation, cellular component: egg coat. The transcript is spliced from 18 exons. The record is from RefSeq and is a predicted model, not a curated record. The coding region runs from base 26 to 2152 and encodes 708 amino acids. Gene Ontology annotation, biological process: binding of sperm to zona pellucida; prevention of polyspermy. Gene Ontology annotation, molecular function: structural constituent of egg coat; acrosin binding. Lineage: Eukaryota; Metazoa; Chordata; Mammalia; Rodentia; Muridae.